Blepharisma stoltei is the source of this 906-nucleotide messenger RNA. The record is from the annotation of a GenBank genome assembly. NCBI's taxonomy places the organism in Eukaryota, Ciliophora, Heterotrichea, Heterotrichida, Blepharismidae.
AUGAGAUCUAUACAUGAAGCUUAUUCCAAGAGUUUAGCAUCCUUGAGCGACUCCCAAAGAAGAAACAUGAGAAUGAAAGUAUAUCACGAAACUAUUGAGAUCGUCCGACAAGGUAGAUACCCCUUACCAUCAGGUAUUUUUGUAGAUCUAAUCAAAGAUCAAGACAGAGAAGCAUUACAAAGAAACAUGCAAAUCAGCCACCCUUCAGAUCUAACUCUUCCUCCAUUUCAAAUGACAAAUACAAGAGUAAUUGUUUAUGAUGGAGACUGCAUAGAAGCAGGAAUUCAGAUGAAAAGGCUUGGCUUUAACCCUGUGAUUCUUAAUAUGGCCAAUACAAGAACUCCAGGCGGUGGUGUCACAUCUGGUGCAGGCGCCCAAGAAGAAAGUAUUUUUAGAAGAACUAAUUAUUUCCAGCAUUUGAAGGACAAUCUUGCUGUUAGAUAUCCUAUUAGUCUAACUGGCGCAGUCUAUUCCCCAGAUGUUGUAGUCUUCCGUGAUACAGAAGCAAGCCAAUACAGCCUAUUUGAAGAGCCUAUCAACUUAAGUUUUAUUGCAUGUGCAGCCUUAAGAAACCCAGACUUAGCAAAUCAGCAUUAUAAGCCGAAAGACCUUGAAACAAUGAGACACAAAAUAAGGGCUAUUUAUUCACUUUCUGCGGCAAAUAUGCAUAAUUGCUUAAUUUUAAGUGCCUUUGGAUGUGGAGCAUAUAAAAAUCCACCUAUAGAAGUGGCAAGGUUGUUUAGAGAACAGCUGGAAACGUCUGAAUUUCAAGGAAGAUUUGAAAGGGUUAUUUUUGCAAUUUUUAACGACCAUAACUCACAGAGGCAGCAUAACCCACAAGGCAAUAUAAAGCCUUUCAGCGAUAUUUUCGAGACACCAAUUGUCGAUUUAAAUCAAUUAAAUUAA